This is a messenger RNA of Ostertagia ostertagi, 228 nucleotides long. The record is from the annotation of a GenBank genome assembly. NCBI's taxonomy places the organism in Eukaryota, Metazoa, Nematoda, Chromadorea, Rhabditida, Trichostrongylidae.
AUGGCUGGCAAGAAAGCGGGAACAAAGAUCAACCUUGACUCUACACUGAGAAAUGAAAAUCAACGUGUGUCUGCAAAGCAAGGGAUUUUUGGUCCACAAGCAGACGUCUAUGACCAGAUGAAACUAAAAUGCGAAUACUGUGCGGAUUUUUCCGAACGCAUCAGUGAUCUUUCUGGUGGAAAACGCUUUAUUAAGAUUGAGGAUUUCGAAGAUGAGCUGCAAACCUAG